Messenger RNA from Conger conger (European conger), 1863 nucleotides. RefSeq names its product alkaline ceramidase 1 (gene acer1). The coding region runs from base 952 to 1863 and encodes 303 amino acids. Gene Ontology annotation, biological process: ceramide metabolic process. Gene Ontology annotation, molecular function: hydrolase activity, acting on carbon-nitrogen (but not peptide) bonds, in linear amides. The transcript is spliced from 7 exons. Lineage: Eukaryota; Metazoa; Chordata; Actinopteri; Anguilliformes; Congridae. Gene Ontology annotation, cellular component: membrane. The record is from RefSeq and is a predicted model, not a curated record.
UUGGGAUUGGGUAAAACUGGGUAUCAGCAAGAUGUAUUCAACGGCAAGCUCCCCACCCCCCCAACCGAAAAGCUCCAGCCACUAACAUUUGCUCUUUUGAAAGCCAAUUAACUUGAAUUGUCACUAUUCAUUCCAGACGGACCGUUUCUCCCUCACCGUGUGCCUGUGGUGCUUGCCUUGCUCUCAUGUGUCAGUGUGUGGCUAACUGCACACUGAGUAGAAGCACAUGCUACGUCCUUUUAGCAUCCAUUGUUUCCCUUUGCCGAUGUGGGGAGAAAGGGCUGUACUCACUAUGAGGGGUACUGAAAGCUGUGAACUGACAUUGUUUAAAAAAGCUGUUUCACGUCGACGGACAUUUUAUACAUUUCUGGAAGUUUCCGAUGCAGUACUGGCUGGCUUUACAAUGCCAAGUAGGAAGGUCUUUUGUAUUUUCUUGCUUUAGACCACAAAUUCUUGAAUGCCCCGAUACCCACCAUUUUAAAGCUGGCAGGUCACUGGAAACUUGCGCACGUAUUUCAAGUCAUUUGUCGUACACAAAGUGUUUGGGUCAAUUAAAAAAUGUACACUGAAAUUUGAAAUAUCCAAAAACCCAUGAAACCUGUAUUUUACUCUUGAGGGGAAGGUCCAAUUCAAAUGCGGGCCAAGCACGCCAAUGUACAUAAUGCACUGUAUAGAUUUGUAACACUGUCAUUUUAAACAAAUUGCCAUUCUACACUGGUUUUAACAGUUUAGUCUAAUCUGUUUUAUUACAUUUUGGAAUAUGAAAAAUAUUGUCUGCUAAUUUCUGUGGUAUAAAUGGCCAUUUUUACAAUGCUGUACUGUUGAUCUGUUUAUGAAUAUUUUAAUGUAUUCCUCAUUAUUGCGAACAGUUAUUUACUGGCGAGUUGGUGGCAUUUGGCUUGUUACUCCUGCUGUUAAGAGUUAAGUUUCCCCAGUGCUGGAGUGUCAGUUAUGUUCUGGUUUCAUUCCAGCUGCGCUUCAUCACAAGUGGUUAAUGGAUCAUUUGGAGCUGGAGAAGAAUAUACAGAUGAAUGCCUCCAGAUUCUGCACGGAACCGGAACCAUGUCAGGCGUUUUUGCCUAUGAAAGCUCAGAGGUGGACUGGUGCGAAGACAACUACAAGCACUCAGAAAACGUGGUGGAAUAUUUUAACACGAUGAGCAGUUUCGUCUUCUUCGUGGUCUCUCCCAUCAUGCUCUAUCUGUUCCACCCCUACGCCAGGGAGCGGAACCUGGCCGUACACCUGGUCUGGUUCAUGAUGAUAUUCGUAGGCCUCUUCUCCGUGUACUUCCACAUGACGCUGAGCUACGUGGGGCAACUGCUGGAUGAGAUCUCUAUCCUAUGGGUGCUGGCCAUUGGCUAUGCCCUCUGGUUCCCACGGAGACAUUUCCCCUUCUUCGUCAAGGACAGGUCGUCUUUCUCCAGGAUGGUCCUUGUGAUCACCGUGGUCACCACCCUGUCCUCCUUCAUCAAGCCCACUGCCAACGCCUACGCUCUGAACUGCUUCGCCAUCCACAUCCUGUACUCCCUGGGCCUGCAGAUGCGCAGCUGCACGGACCGCCGGGCCGUGCGAUUGGCCCAGGUCUCCGUGGGCCUGUGGGUGCUGGCCAUCGCCUGCUGGGUCAGCGACCGGUUCGGCUGCGGCGUCUGGCAGAAACUCAACUUCUGCUACCUGCACGGCAUCUGGCACAUACUGAUCGUGGUGGCCACAGCGUACGGCAGCACCCUGAUUGCCUUCCUGGAUGCCUCCUAUGAGAUCCCCCACUCCCUCCCCAACCUCCAGUACUGGCCCCGGGACAACUGGGUCCUGGGCCUGCCCUACAUCGCACUGCAGGGGUCCCCAAAAACACACAAAAGGUGUUAA